CUCAAGCCCAGACUUUCAGGUAAGUCCCAGAACGUUGGAAGCAGUUGUGUCCCCUCUUGCAGGAAUCAAUGACUAUUGGGGGGAGUUUCCAUUCCUGGGGGGCAUUAUGUACCCCUGAACUCCCUGCUGGAUUAAUUAGCUGCUCAUUAGCAGAAACUGCACUGCUGGUUGAGGAUCCUGCUGUGUCUGCAAACAAUUAUCUGCUGGGGUUCACUGGUGUGAGAGGAUGGGACCCCCAAACUACCCUGUUCUCACCUCGCGCCCCCCCCCCAGCCCUGGAGUCUGAGGAGCCACUUGUUGGAGGUUGAUCUGCAUAACAAAGGGUUAAUUAGGGAGGGAAGUGCCGAGUCUCAGGAUGAGAGACCCCUCCAGUCUGUACUCAGGAUUCCCAGCUGGAUCCCAGUAUGAAAGUGUGGAGCCUCCCAGCCUUGCCCUGCUGAGCUCUAUAGACCAGGAGCAGCUCCCAGUGGCCACCGGCCAGUCCUAUAAUCACAGUGUCCAGCCUUGGCCCCAACCUUGGCCACCCUUGUCCCUGUACAGAGAGGGGGGCACGUGGAGCCCAGACAGAGGCAGUAUGUAUGGACUCUCCCCCGGCACCCACGAGGGCUCCUGCACCCACACUCACGAGGGCCCCAAGGACUCAAUGGCAGGAGACCAGACCAGGUCCAGGAAGAGCAAAAAGAAGAAUUAUCAUCGAUAUAACAAGCCCCCCUAUUCCUACCUGGCUAUGAUUGCCCUGGUCAUCCAGAACUCGCCCGAGAAGAGGCUCAAACUCUCCCAGAUCCUGAAGGAGGUCAGUACACUCUUCCCCUUCUUUAAUGGGGAUUAUAUGGGUUGGAAAGACUCCAUCAGGCACAACUUGUCUUCCAGUGACUGCUUCAAGAAGAUUCUCAAAGACCCUGGAAAGCCCCAGGCCAAGGGUAACUUCUGGACGGUGGAUGUGAGCCGGAUUCCUCUGGAUGCGAUGAAGCUGCAGAACACUGCGUUGACCCGAGGUGGAUCAGACUACUUUGUCCAGGAUUUGGCUCCAUACAUCCUACAUAACUAUAAAUAUGAGCACAAUGCAGGGGCGUAUGGUCACCAGAUGCCUCCAAGUCAUGCCAGAUCCCUGUCUUUGGCAGAGGACUCUCAACAGACCAACACUGGUGGCAAACUUAACACAUCCUUUAUGAUUGAUUCCCUACUCCAUGACCUGCAAGAGGUGGAUCUGCCUGAUGCCUCCAGGAACCUUGAGAACCAAAGGAUCUCUCCGGCUGUAGCCAUGAACAAUAUGUGGAGCUCUGCUCCUCUUCUCUACACUCAUUCCAAGCCAACAAGGAAUGCCAGAAGCCCUGGUUUGUCCACCAUCCAUUCCACGUACUCCUCUUCCAGCUCCAGCAUUUCUACAAUCUCCCCCGUUGGGUUUCAGAAGGAGCAGGAGAAAAGUGGUCGACAAACUCAAAGGGUUGGCCAUCCCAUUAAACGAUCAAGAGAGGACGAUGACUGCAGUACCACAUCUUCAGAUCCUGACACUGGGAACUACUCUCCCAUUGAGCCCCCAAAGAAGAUGCCCUUGCUUUCAUUGGACUUGCCCACUUCUUACACAAAGAGUGUGGCACCUAAUGUAGUGGCACCACCAAGUGUCCUGCCCUUCUUUCAUUUUCCUCGCUUCACCUACUAUAAUUAUGGACCUUCACCCUACAUGACCCCACCAUACUGGGGUUUUCCACAUCCUACAAAUUCUGGUGGGGAUAGUCCACGUGGACCCCAAUCUCCUCUGGACCUAGACAACAUGUUACGGGCCAUGCCACCCAACAAGAGUGUGUUUGAUGUGUUGACAAGUCACCCAGGUGACCUCGUCCAUCCGUCCUUCCUCAGUCAAUGCUUGGGCAGCAGUGGUUCCCCGUACCCAAGCAGACAAGGCCUUAUGUAGAGACGGAGGCCUCCUGGCCUGACCUGGAGUGGACACUCAAUGAAAUGAAACCUGGGUACCAGGUGCUUCUGUUCCUACUGACUUCAUACAUUGCUGUAGAUAUUGUGGGGCCCAUGGUUCUGGGAGUAGUGGGUGGUUGGAGGGUUGUUUACAGCAGGGAGGAACCAGAUCUAAAGUGUUUUUUUAUAUUUCUGCCAUUUUAAUCCUGUCUGGGUUCUGCCAGGAACUGACGGGGGUCUUGUACCCUACAUAUUGCACUAAUGUUGAGUUGCUGUGGGCCCCAUCAUGUUACUCUGCAGCCCCCUCUUGGCAGGGAUACUGGGAGGCUGAACAUUGAGUGGCCUGAUAACCAGUUGCUGAUAACCAGUCGCUGGUGCCACCAGUACCGAUUGUCCCACAGCUACUGGGUGGAUGCCCCUUGACCAGUAGUCUUUAAUUGAGGGGUUUUUAUAAGGGCCCUUAACUUUGCAAUACGACACCCCUAAUUUGACAUUCCAAAAUCCAAGUGUAUCAGUGGAAAGACUGGUCAAGUUAUGGCUCGUUGGGCCCAGACCAGGACUGGCACCUCUGUGGGCAGCCGGCCAUUAGUCCCAGCAUGAGCCAGUGGAAUUCUGGGAUUUUGUAUGAAUGAAGGAGGGGAUGUUAUUAGAGAUUUAUUUAUUGGGAAGAGAUUGCCCCUCCCACUGGUCUGCCUCUAGGGACCAAUCAGUCGGGGACAAUUGACUUUUUGUAAGGUUUUAUUUGAAUGUUUUUAUUUGGGCUGAGGGCUUUAUCCCCAGUCCCUAAAGUUUCUAACGUGAGACAAUGAGCAAAAGACUUUUUAAAUGCUUUUAAAGGUGACGUUUCCCACCUCUUUCUUCUCUAGGGGACAAAUGAGAGAGGGGGUACGGCCCGAUCUAUAGACAUGGGGGUAUAAUGGGGAGGUGUGGAUCAUCCUUCAAGUAUAUAGUGACCUACAAUAUCCCCUGCAACUUACUGAGGGUCUCCCUAUUGGGCCCUACACCUCUGUUCAUUUAAUGGCUGUGAUUAUAAAUUAAACCCAAUGGGUGACACUCCUGCUGCAGGCUGCACUGCUCUUUGCUAUUCUGUCUGUACAUUUUUUGUUGUUUCUAAUUCUCAAUCUGUCCAUUGGAAUGCUGAGGAUGGCGCCCCCUAGUGCCGGAUCACUGAAGUGCACUGGAGCUGAUUGUGUGUCAAUGAUGGGAAUGUGACUCCUUGUACAAUUUAAUGGAUCUGUUUAUUGAGCAGUCCACAAGUGGGAGCUGCCAUAUUUCCAACUAAAGCAUCAGCAGAGCAAUGUGGCUGCCCCCAUACAAGGAAAUGUAAUGUCCCAAUAUCCAUCCAUUCCUCAUUCAUUGGGUUUUAUAGUAAUUUUUAUGUUUGUCAUUGUCCGUCCCUUUCUGUUCUUCUUGGCUGGGGGCUUCUGGAGUGGGAACCAGCGGUGCAGAGAACAGAAACGGACAAACAUAACAUAACGACAACUAUAAACCCAAUGAGAAUGAGGAAUGAACGGAUACUGAGAAGUUGGACAGAACAGCAGCCAAUAGUUUAGUUCCCCUUUAACCUCUUGUGGAUUGUACAUAUGAGCUGGGUUUUUCCGCUGCCUCUUCUGAUGUGGCGCCAGAAGACAUUUUGAAUUGACAGUUGGGUUUAUUAUAUUGUUUUGCUUAAUCUGUAAUGGAAGCUGGGCCCUCUGGGGCCCCACGUAGAAACCUCCGUUCCCAGGGAGCGGCCCCAAUGGAUGUCUGUGCAACAGAAGAGCCUGUUAAUAUCCUGGAUGUACUUGAUAUGAUAUUGUUUGUGUGACCCGACUGUGCCAUGAAUAAACCCGCGCUUGCACUUUAA
Xenopus laevis (African clawed frog) is the source of this 3757-nucleotide messenger RNA. It is a transcript of the gene foxh1.L, whose product is annotated as forkhead box H1 L homeolog. Gene Ontology annotation, molecular function: DNA-binding transcription factor activity; sequence-specific DNA binding; transcription cis-regulatory region binding. Gene Ontology annotation, biological process: regulation of DNA-templated transcription; gastrulation with mouth forming second; positive regulation of transcription by RNA polymerase II. The transcript is spliced from 4 exons. The coding region runs from base 356 to 1912 and encodes 518 amino acids. Gene Ontology annotation, cellular component: activin responsive factor complex; nucleus. The record is from RefSeq and is a predicted model, not a curated record. NCBI's taxonomy places the organism in Eukaryota, Metazoa, Chordata, Amphibia, Anura, Pipidae.